Penicillium brevicompactum is the source of this 1005-nucleotide messenger RNA. RefSeq lists its product as uncharacterized. Bases 1 to 1005 code for a protein of 334 amino acids. The transcript has a single exon. NCBI's taxonomy places the organism in Eukaryota, Fungi, Ascomycota, Eurotiomycetes, Eurotiales, Aspergillaceae. Gene Ontology annotation, molecular function: protein binding. The record is from RefSeq and is a predicted model, not a curated record.
AUGUCUACCAACACAUCUUCCCAACAACCUCACGCCAUAUUCCUCAUCAAUGAGCUCCUUGAGAACAUCCUUCUUCACACAGAUAUGAGAACUCUCAUUACCUCUGGCCAACGUGUAUGCCGUGAUUGGAAGGAGACGAUCAAGUCAUCACCAAGACUCCAAGAGCACCUUUUCCUCAAGCCAUCCAAACCCCAACCAUCAGAAGAGUGUCAACGGACCCGCAAUCCACUUCUGGAAGACGUACUCUGGGCCCAAUUUUUCCUUAAGCAGCAGCAAAACUCAGAUUCAAAAGCCGAAGUGAGCAGGUUUCCUCUGCGCGAAUCGGAUCGCGUCAGACUCAAAGCCUACCUACGAAAAGACGCCAGCUGGAAGCAAAUGCUCCUACAGCAGCCCCCAACAUCAUCAAUCGGGGUUCUCGAGAUAAUCAGACGCUCGGAUUCCCAGUUCACCAAGCUGGCUGUCAAUCCAGACUCUGAGUUUCUGCGAAUGGGCCACAUAUUAAACCUCCUACAAGGACGCAGCACUCUGGUCCCAACUCGCAAUAAGUGGAUCCUCUGGAGCGGACGAUCGCGAGUCAAGAUGCCUCUCAACUUCGAGCUCUGGGCACCGAAAUGGGUCUAUGAGCCUGGGACAUUGCAGUCGGUUCAAGAAUGGGUGCCUGAUAACAUCGACUGGGACAGUUUACGGCUGGAAGUCGCGUCAAUGUACUUGAAUGAUUUUGACUGCGACUUGGUCAUUGUGUCUGAGCGGAGACAGAAGCUAUUCCAGGGUGAGGAUCGAGUUCACAGGGAGAGCAAACUCGAUCGUCGGCUUGAACAGGUGUUUGGGGAGUGUCGGGUUGAGAUUGGACGGAAGCAUAUCAAUCAUUCUUGGAUUCCGAUCAAGGGAGUUGGUGUUGAUCGCAGAUGGGUCCUGAGACCAUGCUCUGCCACACCUCUUGUUCCGGCGUUGAGUGCUUCUUCUGAUGCUUCGGAUUCGUCUUCGUUAUCAUCCUCGUUUCCUUAG